CAUCUUCAUCUUCAUGUUCAUCAUCCCAUCAUGUGGCAAGUCUUCCACAGUUGCUUCAGACUGGGCUGACAAUUUUAAAAUACCAUGGCAGAAGUUUCCAGAAGCAUUGAUUCAAUGUUUAGAAAGGAAGAAAAGACCAAGCCCAAGAUUACGACGAGAUAUGGUAAGAAUUGUCGUGUCUGAAAUGAUGAAGGUAUGUGACUGUCCCAGUAAACAAAGCUCUACGGCUGUUGCCAAAAAGAUGGUGGCCAAAUACCCUGCAUCCUUGCAGGAUGUUAUCGAAGGUGAUAUAGCUGGAUCAGGGUAUCAUUCGCUGGUCAAGCAGAUUCAGAAUCGCAUAGAAAAUGUGAAGAGACCCAAUGUACUGAAAAUCAGAAAACGCAGCAGAACAGAAGACUCUGACACAGAGGAGAUUCCUGCUGAAAGAAAGGCAGCGGUUCAAGACACUUACGGCUGUGUGAAUUGGGAUUUAAAAUUCAUGCCACUCAAUGAGACUAAAGAGAGCCAGCUGGAUGAACAAGAAAGGAUGAAGACCAAGUCUAAACCACUAAAUGUUGACCCAGAAGAAGUUAGCAACCUUCUGAAAGCAACAUACUUCUCUCAACGCAAAGACAUAAACAAUGGAGCAAGCAUACAACAGCUUUGUGAGAACUGGCCUUUUCUAUUUCAAGAGAUUGGUAUGUGUGUACACUUCAAGCAGCUAACGGGAAUUGAUCUGAAGGAGAUGUUCCUUAAAAGCUUGGAUAAAAAGGGACAGCGGCUUCUGAACUUUCUUAAAACAGUUGGUGCAAAGAAGAUAAAAGUACUGCAAACUGCUGCAAAACUAGAUGUUAUGAGGUGUCAAACUGAGGGAUGCAGUGAAGAUUUGAAAGAUGUGAUGCUGCUUCUGCUUGCCUACUUUGAUGAAAAGGAAGAGGUGAUGUUUCAUUAUGUGGAAGACUCUUGCCUUGUUAAAGAUGUGGAGGUAGACAAGUUACCAGCAACACCCUGCAUCAUUGUCUGUGGUAAGUUUGAAUGA
This is a messenger RNA of Hemibagrus wyckioides, 1018 nucleotides long. RefSeq lists its product as uncharacterized. The transcript has a single exon. The coding region runs from base 14 to 1018 and encodes 334 amino acids. The record is from RefSeq and is a predicted model, not a curated record. NCBI's taxonomy places the organism in Eukaryota, Metazoa, Chordata, Actinopteri, Siluriformes, Bagridae.